AUGACGGAGGCCUACCAAUACAACCGGGAGAACUUCCUCUAUGAUCGAUCCCUGCGGAGGAGAAAAGAGUUUAUGGUGCAGAAGUUCCGGGUAGAGCAGGCGGAGCUGUGGCGCCGGGAUGUGCGGGACCUCAUCUCCCUGACGGAGUACAAGAUGCACGUGUAUUUGCUGGUGAAUGUCCUUCUGCUGGGCAUCACCGUGGCCUUGUGGUGCCAGGGCAAGCUGCCGGAGUCCACACCAGACGGCGGCUUCACUGUGUCGCCGCCGGCAGAGCCCAACCCCAAGCGCCCCACCCCAAAGCCGCUGGACGACAUGAGCCGCGCAGUAGCGGCAGAGGUGGAGCGGCAGAUGUCCUCGAAGCCGGUGGACGAGGCUCAGGUGGCGCGCUUGGUGAAGAAGCAUUUGGCAGCCCUCGACUCCCGGCCCUCCACUGCCCGGGUCACCUCCAGCCGCCAGGCGAGCCGCGGGGCUCAGGACAAGUCCGCGUGGGUCUCUACGGAGUUUGCCUCUCUGUCGCUGAACGCUGAGAACUUGGAGGACACCCUCACCCAGCGGGUCUUCGCGGAGCAGCCCUCGCGUCGGGGCUUGGGCAUCGAUGAGGCAGUGGUCAGGGAUGUGGUGAACACCACCGUCCGGGACAUCGUGGGCAUCUUUGAGGCCCUUUUGGACCGCCUGCUGUGGGAGAAGAAGUCGGACUCCAUUCGCCAGAUGGUGGUGGAGCUGAUGACAGAGGAUUUGUCGCAGACCUUGGCGGCGGGCCAAGACCGGCUCAAGGAGCAGGAGAUCGGCCACGUGCUGGACGAGAUGAGCCGCAUUCGCCAAGAGAUCCGAGAAAGCGAGCAGAGCUGGGAGCAGCGGUUUCAGCAGGUCCAGCAGCUCGAGGAUGCUCUCAGCGACUUCCGCACCUCCACGGAACAAAGGUCACAGAAGGCGGAGGAAGGCUUGCAGUCUGUUCAGGAGAGGUAUCUUCGGAAGGAAGCCUUUGAGAAGAUCAUCAAAGAGGUAACCGCCGACACAAAGAAGAGCAGCGACUCCAUCAACGAGAUCAAAGCCCAGCAUGAGGAGACGCAAAAUCAGAUCAAGGCAAUGGAGGCGACGGUGUCGUCCAAGCUGGUCACCAAGAAGGAGCUCCAGGAGGCCACGCGCAAGGCGGUCCAGGAGCUUCAGCAGGCCGAUGAGAAGCUGUCCAGCAGCUUGCAGGAGCUCCAGAGCAAGGUCGCCUGGCAAAAGGACCUCGAGGAUCUGGAUUCGCAAAGGAGAAAACAGAUCCAAGUGGCACAGGCGGACAUUGCCAGGGCGCAUGACGGGAUCAAGUCCCUGGGCCAGAAGGUGGACCAGAACGACCAGAGGUGCCAGGAAGUCUUCGCCAAGGCUGUGGACGUCGAGAAAAACUUCUCAAAGUUCGGGGAGCUCUUGGAGGACGUGGAAGGAAGGAUCAAGGAGAACCUGCGCGUGUUGGAGAAGCAGAAGUCCGACCGUCGGGAGCUGCAAGAGGAAAUGUCCAAUGCUUCUAGCCGCAUGGAUGAGCUCAAGAUGACGGACGAGAACAUCUCCAACGGGCUGAAAGAGCUGGCGGCAGUGGUGACUGACUUGCAGACAAGCACCAGCGACAUGGCCACCAGGGCUUAUGCGCAGGAGGUCGCCAAGAAAUACGCCGACGAGGUGGUCCGCGCGAGCACGGAGCGGGAGGAGAUCGACGCCCUGCGCCGGGACUUGUCGGAGGAGCAGGAGCGGAUCCGAGCCAACGUGAGGCAGCAGCAGAGCAACCGGAAGGACCUCAACGGCGCGAUCGAGGAGUUGAACGACCUGAGGGCGAAAGCCGUGAAGGUCGAGAAGAGCUGCGCCUCCUUGGAGGACAAGGUUGCCGAGGUCAAGGGUAAGGAGGCGGAGCACUGGCAGAGCAUGCAGCACAGCAUGAAUAACCAGGCUCAAACCCAUGAGGAGCUGCACAGCAUGUGCCAGAUGCUGAGAAAGGAGAUCAAAGAGAACGCCGAGAGGCAGGAGAAGGAGGGCGAGAGCCUGCGGGAUCAGUCCACGCGCAGAUAUUUGGAGCAGCUGGACAAGGCCCUGGAGCUGCACAAUGGCCUCAACAAACUGGAGCUCAGUCACAAGGUGCAAGGUGAGUGGAGCCGGGGCGGAGCCGGGGCGCGAGAGAAAGGUAUGGCUGAUGACUGGCAGCGCUCUAGCAAUGGCUGGCACGCGGCGGUCUCCGCACAGAGCUUCGAGGCGCGGCUGCUGACGCAGAUGGUGCGCCUGCCCAUCCCCAGCUGGCAGGAGAUCGAAGCAUGUAGAACCUACGCCUCAGAGUUCGAGCGCCUGGAGGGCAAGCAGAUGUUCCGCAUCCCCUUCGUGACGGGCAAGCAGGAGGGCCUCGUGCCUCCCAAGGAGGAGGAGGAGGAGGAGCAGGACUACGAGGGCAGCCCACGCACAGAGGCCACCACAAACAGGCGCUUCGAGGCGAGCCACGUGGACCCCUGGGGCCUCGAGGGCAGCGGCGCCAGGCUGCCCGAGAUGGGCUGCAAGAUGGGGCACAGCAUGCAGAAGUUCCGGCACGUGAAGCUGGCGCGGCAGGCCAUGGCCUUCUGGCAAUCCUACGACGCCUUCGCGAGGAUCUGCAUGAGCAUUGGAGUCAACCAGCUCCUCACUGCUGCCAGCUAUUUUAUCUUGGCUUACUAUAUGACGGAGGUGCGAGUGGCAUCCUCGGCCACAUAUGGCGUCGCAGUGCUUACGACCAUGUCCGAGACCUUGAACCGCCUUGACAUGUCGCUGACCUGGUGGCAGCUGCGUUUGAUGCAGUUGUUCUUGUACCUGGGCCCGGCCACCGCCACCAUCGCGGGCUGGGCUUGGCUGGAGGACGGCUGGCUGCGUGCCGCAGAGGCGCUGGUGGUCUUGGCCUACCUCCUGCAUGCCAUGUACCUCCUCACAGUGAACACCUUGUGCCGCAUGCACUUGGAGCACAAUGGCGCCCACCUGCCCAUAGCUUUCCGCUCGGUCUUGUACCUGGAUGUUUUCGGCUGGACACGGACGCAGGCGGGACGCGAGGUGGGCACCCCUUCCUCCCGCGCCUCGGAGGCCUUCAGCGUGCAUUCGGACCUGCCCGUUGACCCGGCCAAGCCGGCCACGGCCAUGGUGGGCUUCGACGAGUUGGGUCGGCCGCUGGCGCGGCGCCCGGAGGAGAGCGCCAAAGACACCGAUCUGCGGGCGGCGGAGGGGGCCCCCGAGUACGGGGAGAACCCGGUCACCGGGUACUCGAACUUCUACCAAGCGGACAGCUGGUUGAGCACCACGCAAAAUCUGCCGGAGGAGGAUGACAUCAUCACCGGCUGUGAACAAGACCGAGCGAUACGUCUGCCACAGCAGACUUUCUCCUUUGCCAUGAAUCUGCUUUGCUUCGCCUGGGUUGUGGCAGCCCUUCGCUUCGGCAUUGAUCUGGCCUUUUCAGGUGGUCACGCGGCCACCUACUCACAGGCAACCACGCACAGCGAAGCUGGGGCCUCGCUGCUGAGCUUCAUGGAGAGGGGCGAGCAUUUGGCCAGCAAGGACUUUUUGACCGUCUCCUGGCCACACGAGAAUGUGCUGCCCCAAACCUUUGCCUGUGACUCUGCUGGUCAGCGCUUCGUGGUCUCGGACGGGGUUCAGCUUUUCACUGCGCCGCUGUCGCACGACCGGGUGGACUUCGACGAGACCAGCUGCCUGGCGGGCGAGGGCUUGCAGGAUGCGGCUUUGAGGUGCAACGGCACGGCUUGCGAGGCCCUGGUGCUGCACCAGGUAGGGAGGCGCAUGGCUUCGUGCGGUCUGAGUGGCGCGGCAUCGCGAGGCUUCCGCGCCGACAUCUCCACCGCCUGGCUCGAGGAGGUCCGCGACCGCGACAGCCUUCGCGAAGGAAACGAAGACGAGCGGCGCAAUCCGCACGCCCGAGUCGAGCAGGCGGUGACUGUGACAUCAGAUGCAAGCUGCUCAGAAGGCGACGCGUGCCUGCUGCUGGGCACCAGUCGCGGACGCCUGGUGCGGCUGAGGGAGACCGCUAGCAAGCGCCUGGCGCCGGUGCAGGCUGUGUUGGAAGAUCAUCAGACGUGGCAGCCAGGCUCCGUGCGCGCGGUGGGCGCGCAUGUGGCGGUGCUGGCAAACAACGGCACCAGGCUGUACGUCCAUGGCGCGCAUGGACAAAGCGCCGGCACGCUCUACCUGGAGACUGCGGCCGCCGGCUUCUGCGCCGGGGGACAACACCUCUACUUCCUGGAUCAAGGGCCCAGCCCCCGCAUUUGGCGCCUGCCAGUGCCACAGAGCCUGAGGGAGCUCUGA
Molecule: messenger RNA, 4302 nt
Organism: Effrenium voratum
Lineage: Eukaryota; Dinophyceae; Suessiales; Symbiodiniaceae
Source: the annotation of a GenBank genome assembly